Molecule: messenger RNA, 1318 nt
Organism: Rhodamnia argentea
Lineage: Eukaryota; Viridiplantae; Streptophyta; Magnoliopsida; Myrtales; Myrtaceae
Product: protein EXORDIUM-like 2
Exons: 1
Coding region: 43-927 (294 amino acids)
Source: RefSeq, a predicted model, not a curated record
CUCCUCUCUCACUCUCUCUCUUAAAGCUUCGAGGCCACGCCAAUGGCUUCUCACUCCCUCGCUCUCUCUCUCUUCUUCCUCCUCUUCUCGUGCUUCAUCUCCUCCGCCGCAGCCGCUCUGGUCCAGGAACAGCCCCUGGUUCUCAAGUACCACAACGGAGCUCUUCUGAAGGGCAAAAUUACCGUCGACCUCGUCUGGUACGGUCGCUUCACCCCCACCCAGCGAUCCGUCAUCGUAGACUUCAUCCGCUCCCUCGGCUUCGCCCGCUCCCCAACCCCCUCCGCCGCGUCCUGGUGGCGCACCACCGAGAAGUACAAGGGCGGCAGCUCCAACCUUGUUGUCGGACGGCAGGCCCUCCACGGGGCGUACACCCUCGGGAAGUCCCUCAAGGACCGCCACCUCCGCGCCCUCGCCGGGAAGUUCAACGCCGCUCCCGGCACCAUCACCGUCGUCCUCACGGCGGCGGACGUCGCCGUUGAUGGGUUCUGCAUGCGGUGCGGGUCGCACGGGUCGUCCAGGCCCGGGUCCGCGUUCGUGUGGGUCGGGAACUCGGAGACGCAGUGCCCGGGUCAGUGCGCUUGGCCGUUCCACCAGCCCAUGUACGGCCCGCAGUCGCCGCCCCUGGUGGCGCCGAGCGGCGACGUCGGGGUAGACGGCAUGGUGAUCAACCUGGCGACGCUCCUCGCCGGCGCUGUCACGAACCCGUUCCGGAGCGGGUACUUCCAGGGGUCGGCGGAAGCGCCGCUGGAGGCCGUGUCGGCGUGCACGGGGAUAUACGGGUCGGGUGCGUACCCAGGCUAUCCGGGCCGGCUCCUGGUGGACAAGGUGACCGGGGCGAGCUACAACGCCCACGGGAUGGGCGGCCGGAAGUUCCUGUUGCCGGCGAUGUGGGACCCGGAGACGUCCGCGUGCAAGACCCUCGUGUGAUCGGGCCACGUCGACAAAGGAGAAAGAUCAUCAUCAUCCAUGUACGGUCUGUGCAUAUCGUCCGGGUGGUUCACUUCACUUUACUGUUACUGUUGUAUCAAAACUCUGUCUAGAGUCGGUUCACGGUUGACCGAGUGACCCGAAUCGAACCCGGCUCGGUUCAAUUCGGACCGGGUUUAGGCCGAGAAUUAGCGACGGUCACGGUCAGUGUUGGGUGUCGCGGGGUUCGAGGGAUGUGGGAUAAAGAUGAGCCCACUUAUCUUCCUUUGGAGUUUUUUUUUUUUUUUAAAUUUUUCUUUGGCGCCUGCUCUGGUAGGAGUGUGAAAUGUAUUUAAGAAAGGGAAAAAUAGAAUAUAUAUAUAUAUAUAUGGAAAGUUUAUAUUCGCAUGGA